AUCAGUACUAACUUCAAACCAAGAACAUACGCUAAUUUAACGAAUGAAAAACUUUUUUUUUUUUUCAGGAGUAAAAAUGGAUUAAAGAAAAGAAAGCUGACCAACCCUGUCCAGUUGGAUGAUUUUGAUGGCUACAUCAAGGAUAUGGCCAAAGAUUCAGAUUAUAAAUUUUCUCUGCAAUUUGAGGAGCUAAAACUGAUUGGUCUUGACAUACCCCACUUUGCUGCUGACCUUCCCAUGAAUCGCUGUAAAAAUCGCUACACAAAUAUCCUACCAUAUGAUUUUAGCCGUGUCCGGUUAGUUUCAAUGAAUGAAGAAGAGGGUUCUGACUACAUUAAUGCCAACUAUAUUCCCGGUUACAAUUCACCCCAGGAAUACAUUGCAACACAAGGACCAUUGCCAGAAACUAGGAAUGAUUUUUGGAAGAUGGUUCUUCAACAAAAAUCUCAAAUUAUUGUUAUGCUCACUCAGUGCAAUGAGAAAAGAAGGGUGAAAUGUGACCAUUAUUGGCCUUUUACGGAAGAUCCUAUUGCAUAUGGGGACAUCACGGUGGAGAUGCUGUCUGAGGAGGAGCACACAGAUUGGGUUUAUAGGAAUUUCCGAAUUAGCUACGCCGAUGAGGUGCAAGACGUGAUGCAUUUUAACUACACUGCCUGGCCUGACCAUGGUGUGCCCACAACCAACGCUGCUGAAAGCAUCCUGCAGUUUGUACAGAUGGUCAGACAGAAGUCAGCAAAGAGUAAAGGCCCCAUGAUUAUACACUGCAGUGCUGGAGUGGGACGAACAGGCACCUUCAUAGCCCUGGAUCGCCUCUUACAGCACAUCCGUGACCACGAGUUCGUAGAUAUAUUAGGUCUGGUGUCUGACAUGCGAUCCUAUAGGAUGUCCAUGGUACAGACAGAGGAACAAUACAUUUUUAUUCACCAGUGUGUGCAAUUGAUGUGGCAAAAGAAGAAGCAGCAAUUCUGUAUAAGCGAUGUCAUAUAUGAGAAUGUCAGCAAGUCCUAGUUCAGAAUCACAGGUGGUGAGACCAUGAAGCACACCCAUCUUCCCUCGCUUCUGAAUUUUUUUUCUUUUGAUGGUUUGAACUGCCAGUUGUUCUGCCAUGAGAGACCACUGCUUUGCAGUACGCGGACAAUGAAAGAAAGAAACUUUAACUUUUAGAAGCUUUGGGGAGACAAAGCCUUAAAGAGCCUGCGGUGUCUUUUGAACUGUUUAAUUUCUGGACAUUUUUUUAACUACUGGACCAAAUUCGACUAUAUAACAUGAAGGAAAAGACACUAUACUAUGUGCAUAAAACAGAUUGCUCCAGAGUGUUGGGUUUUUUAGUUUGGUACUUUUGGUUAAUCUUUUUUUCUGUGCAGGUUGAGCUUAAGGUUAAAGCAAGUGCAAUAUUUUUUUAAUGGUUGAAUGAAGAGCUUUGAAGAGCUUUCUUCAUGUGUCACCAGUCUGUGCUAAAGUCCAUAGGAGAGCAGGCAUUGUUAGUAUCUAAUAAUACCUCAUUAGUGAAUAGCGAGGCAUGAAUAUACAUGAAGAAAUCUGGAGAUUGUGAAGAGAAAAUGGGGGGAGGGUGCUGGGUACAUUGAUUUUUACUGUUUCCUGCAGCACUGACAUUCUGUACCUGGGGGAGUGGGGAAAAUGCAGGCCCCCAGGAACUGAUUAACGGUCAGAAAUCCAGCCCAUGAAGCCUAAAGCUAGAGGAGGCAGCUUACGUAGAGAGAUGUGGUUGUUUUGGUUCUGGACUGUGCUCCUACUAAUUAAGCAGCGGGAUGGUUCUUUUCUCCAACCUUUUCGGUAAUGGCACUGAUCAGGUUAAUUUUUUUAAGCUAAAGCUAAUCGAAGUACAGAUGAGUCUGAAGCUGGACUAUCUUUGACUCCAUCACUAUAACAUUUAACUGUCCGAGCAAUCUAUGGUGCCUAUACCCCUUAUUUGUUUAUUAUUUUUAAUAUGUAUUAACCCUGUGUAAAAAUGUGAAGCUGAUUCAGGUUGGGGAAAGAAAGUAUGUGCUUUAACGGUUGUAACUAUUUCUCCAAGCCAGGAAUUCAUGAUGUUGUGGAGACCAGGUUUUCGGCAUGUGAAGGGAUGGUUAUCGCUUUAUCGCGACGAGGCUGCCAAAGCGUCGGUCUGGAUUCCUGCAGGGACUUUGGGGCCAGGGUUGG
Molecule: messenger RNA, 2160 nt
Organism: Struthio camelus australis
Lineage: Eukaryota; Metazoa; Chordata; Aves; Struthioniformes; Struthionidae
Source: RefSeq, a predicted model, not a curated record